Molecule: messenger RNA, 2359 nt
Organism: Durio zibethinus
Lineage: Eukaryota; Viridiplantae; Streptophyta; Magnoliopsida; Malvales; Malvaceae
Source: RefSeq, a predicted model, not a curated record
ACAAUAUUUACACGACAAGAAAAAAACCAAAAGAAAACAAAACAAAGACAAAGAGAUUUAUAAAUGAAAAGAAAAAAAAAGGAGCAUCCUCGUGAUCUGUGAAAGAGUCUUACGUGUAAAUCUAGAUUGCCUUGAAGCCUUUUCAAAGACUUUUGGACACCUUGUUCUUCUUCCUCUCCCUUCAACACCCAAUUAUUGUUCACAUUCUUUAAAAAGCUUUUGCUUUUGUUGGGGGAGGAAAAAAAAAAGAAUUCUUGGGGGUAAAAAACAGAAGGGGAAAGGAUUUUUGGACUCUGGGGAAAUGAUGUUUUGAUGUUUUCCUGUCUGGGAAAUUUGUUUCCUUCAGCUUUUGUAUGAAGAAAAAGCUUCAUUCAAAGGUCAAUUUGCUGUUUUGGGAGAAACUUGAAGGAGCCAGAAGGAUAACCGAAGCCAGAUCACAUUGGUUGUUGAGUUGUCAUAGCUUAAAGCUUUUUAUACAAUGGGAAAAUAUUUGUGACAAUAAUGGAUCCUCAGGCUUUCAUCAGGUUGUCAAUAGGCUCACUGGGUCUGAGGAUUCCUGGAUCUGCCCUGAAUUCUUCAAAAGCUGGUAUUAAUGCAUUCACUUCUUCUUGUUCAUGUGAAAUACGACUCCGAGGUUUCCCUGUGCAAACAACAUCAAUUCCCUUAGUAUCCUCACCUGAAGCUACACCUGAUAUUAACAGCAUUGCCUCUAGUUUUUAUCUAGAAGACUCUGAUUUGAAGGCUUUGCUGACACCUGGCUGUUUCUAUAACCCCCAUGCUUAUCUGGAGAUCACUGUCUUCAUGGGGAGGAAGGGGACACAUUGGGGUGUUGGAGUCAAGAGACAGCAGAUUGGGACAUUCAAGUUGGAGGUUGGUCCUGAAUGGGGUGAAGGAAAGCCAGUGAUUCUGUUCAAUGGAUGGACUGGGAUCGGCAAAAACAAGCAUGAGGCUGGAAAACCAGGAGCAGAACUUCAUUUGAGAGUAAAACUAGAUCCUGAUCCAAGAUACAUUUUCCAGUUUGAAGAUGUGACCAUGCUGAGUCCUCAGAUAGUACAGCUUCAACGUUCCAUCAAACAGCCAAUUUUCAGUUGCAAAUUCAGUCGAGACAGAGUAGCACUGGUUGACCCAUUAAGCACUUACUGGUCAGCUUCUGCUGACAGUUUAGACAUAGAGACAGAGAGGAGAGAGAGGAAAGGAUGGAAGGUGAAGAUACACGAUCUCUCUGGAUCAGCUGUUGCAGCAGCCUUCAUAACCACUCCCUUUGUGCCAUCAACAGGUUGUGAUUGGGUUGCCAGGUCCAACCCAGGGGCUUGGUUGAUUGUUCGUCCAGAUGUUUUCAGGCCAGAGAGCUGGUUGCCUUGGGGAAAGCUUGAAGUUUGGCGUGAGCGUGGCAUCAGGGACUCUGUAUGCUGCCGAUUUCAUCUGUUGUCUGAAGCCCAGGAUGGAGCAGAGGUUCUCAUGUCUGAGAUACUUAUUAGUGCUGAAAAGGGUGGGGAAUUUUUCAUCGACACUGACCGACAAAUGCGGCAGGCACCAACUCCUAUACCAAGUCCACAAAGCAGUGGAGACUUUUCAGCAUUAAGUCCAAUUGCUGGUGGCUUUGUAAUGAGCUGCAGAGUCCAAGGGGAAGGUAAGAGCAGCAAACCAUUAGUGCAACUGGCCAUGCGACAUGUGACAUGUGUGGAGGAUGCUGCCAUCUUCAUGGCACUUGCAGCAGCCGUUGACCUCAGCAUUGAAGCAUGCAAGCCUUUCCGUAGAAAGUUAAGGAGAGGGUCCCGCCAUUCUUUAUAAAAAAAAUAAUAAUUAAGGUUAUUUAUUCCCAUGAUCAAAGAAUGGCUCUAUAUUUGUGUUGAUUUCUGUAUCUUUGGCAUUAUGUACAGGAUCUUCUGGUUUACCAAUGUUCAAAAAUUGUUCAACUCAUUUAUGGUGUCAGUACAGCCCAAAUGACACCUAUCUAUCCAGUCUUCAAGCUGGGGCAUUAUACAGCUGGUGAGAUUAUUCUGUUUUUUUGUUCUGAAAUCUGAUAGGGUUUCCUUAGGAUGAUUGGUAAAUUGUCAGCUUAAGACCUAAUCAAACUCUAGUCUGCAUCUUUGGCUGUCAUUGGUGUCAUGGUGUUUACUGGCUGUCAUUUGGUUAAAAAGUAGUAGACCUCGGGGCUUCCACUGGUUACAUUUGGAACCAUUUGUGUGAAAAAACACUAAUGACCUGGGCCAUAGAUCAGGUGGCUGAGACAAUUUUACCAAAUGCAUGCGUCAAUUUCCAUCAAGUUAGCUCAUUAAACAGAACUUCACAAAUGGAACACAUGAUAUGGAGCAAAAUCUUUAUUUUGAUGAACUCCAAAAAUGACGUGUUAAUGAGU